Messenger RNA from Cyprinus carpio (common carp), 1351 nucleotides. Its product is annotated as gastrula zinc finger protein XlCGF7.1-like. The record is from RefSeq and is a predicted model, not a curated record. The transcript has a single exon. The coding region runs from base 412 to 1068 and encodes 218 amino acids. NCBI's taxonomy places the organism in Eukaryota, Metazoa, Chordata, Actinopteri, Cypriniformes, Cyprinidae.
UCAAUGUAAUCAGAGGUCAAACAUUACCCCAUAUUUUAAGAAAUAUUUUAAGUAAGAUGUGUGUGCAAACGUGUAUGUUCCCACUGUUGUAUCGGUGUUCCAGUGUGUCUAAGUUCUUGUUUUGUCUAUGUGUAUCCAUGAUGUGCACAUAUCGAAAGGAAUUUACACUAGUAUGGUUCCUGUUCUAAGAUGGGGCUAAAAAAAUCUGAAUUGAGUACUAUUUCUUUGCAAAACUGAGCAUAGUUGACACUAUGAUUCUGAGAUAAUAGGUAACUGCUCUUUCAGUAGUUUAGUUAGUAUAGGAUCUAGCAAAAAUGUUGCUUGCUCUGAUGCUUUCAGAUUGGUUUGGAUGUCUGUUGCUUUGUACCAUUAAGCUGGUGUUAAUUUGUAUUUGUCUUUUUCACUUUAGACAUGAUAGCACUGAAAGAGGAGAGUCAAGAAAUGAAUGAAGCAGAAGAGAAAGAUCGGUGUAAGAAACUUGAUUUCAUGACUGAAAAGACUUCAUCAGGAAACAGAGCUCAAGAAUGUCUUAACACUCACUUGAGAGUUCAUGUUGGAGAGAAGCCGUUCACAUGUAGUCAGUGUGGAAAGAAUUUCAGAAGUAAAGUAAACCUUUUUCAGCACAUGAGCAUUCACUCAAGAGAGAACAUAUGUUAUCAGUGCGAAAGGAGUUUCACAGACAAGAAACAGCUUAAGAAUCAUGUGAAGAUUCACUUCGGAGAAAAACCUUAUAUGUGCCAUUACUGUGGAAAGAGUUGCGUAAACAAAACGGUCCUCAUGGUUCACUUGAGAGUUCACACUGGAGAGAAGCCUUUCACCUGCCCUCAGUGUGAUAAGAGAUUCACUCAAAAACAAAACAUUAAAGCCCACAUGAGAGUUCACACUGCAGAGAGAUUUUUCACUUGUGCUCAGUGCGGAAAGAGUUUUGCUGAAAAACAAAACAUGAAAGUCCACAUGAGAGUUCACACUGGAGAAAGACCUUUCGCUUGCACUCAGUGUGGACACAGUUUUACAUGUAAUCAAAGCCUUAAAGACAGUGUUCCUCAGUGUAGAAAGAGGGGGUCAUAAGAUAAAGCGGUUUCAGAAAUAAUGUCUAGAAGAACAACUCAACCACUGGCAGAGCCAGAAGGAUGUCCAAGGUGGCAGUGAACCCCAUGCUACCCACAUUGACAUCUCAUUUCACCUCUUGUUGAAAUAGCAUUUUUUUUUAUCCCAGGGUGGAAAUCCCAUAAGCAAUUUUACUUGAUCAAUCAGAAUCAGAAGGAGCUUUAUUGCCAGCUAUGUUUAUACAUAUGAGGAAUUUGUUUUAUUGACAGAAGCUCCACAGUUCGACAGAAUGACAGUGACAUGA